Messenger RNA from Cooperia oncophora, 264 nucleotides. Lineage: Eukaryota; Metazoa; Nematoda; Chromadorea; Rhabditida; Trichostrongylidae. The record is from the annotation of a GenBank genome assembly.
AUGGCCACCCCGACGCCUGCAGCUACAGAAUCAGAUCUGAAGACGUUCCGUGAUUUCCUCAUGCAGUACAACAAUGUGACGGAGCAGUGUUUUGCUGCGUGUAUCAAUGACCUGACCUCAAGGACUGUUAGUGAGAAGGAGGAGAAGUGCAGUUCAAAUUGCUUGGACAAGUACUUGAAAAUGACUCAACGGGUAUCACUACGUUUCCAAGAACAUCAGCUUUUGUCAGCAGAUGUUCAAGGUGCUAGUAUAGCUCGAAGCUAG